Messenger RNA from Mucor velutinosus, 1479 nucleotides. RefSeq names its product DNA polymerase alpha accessory factor Mcl1 (gene mcl1). The transcript has a single exon. Lineage: Eukaryota; Fungi; Mucoromycota; Mucoromycetes; Mucorales; Mucoraceae. The record is from RefSeq and is a predicted model, not a curated record. Bases 1 to 1479 code for a protein of 492 amino acids.
AUGCCUCCAGCCAACACCAAUCUCGAUGUUAACGUACUUGUUUCUGUCAACAAACGUUUUAUCAACAGGGCAGACGUAAAAACUAUUUUGCAAGCAAAGCGUGACUGGAACUCACCUGGAUUGUGCUUUAAAGAGAAAACCGUUGGCCGUCCAACAGUCAAUGAAAAGGUCAAGUACCAUGUUAUUUUGGAUGAAGCACCUGGUAUCACAUUGUCCCUUUCCUGCGGUUGCCUCAAAUACAUUCGACGACUUGAGUCUAGCACUUCCAGCAGCGCCAGCACUCAAAGCAUCCCUGAUAUGGCAACAACCGAAAAUAUGCUAGAAGAUGCUAUCGAAGGGGACAACGAAGAGGAAGAAGAAAUUGAUUUGACUUCUGGCGGGUGGACCGAAGGUCAAGUAUUUGUCCACAGUUGUUUACGACAAUCUGGCUCAGACCUUUGCUCCAAGUCCACAUUAAGCAUAAACAAUGCAUCAGUUUCUUCCCCUUUGGACUAUUUCUUGUUUUUCUUGCCUUUAGAUCACCUUCAUUUGAUCAUAGGAAACACUAAUGUUCAUGCAAGAAAUACGCUUGAUUCUUGGACCAAUAUCACUUUUGCCGAGUACUUGAUGUGGAUUGCUCUGUUGACCGUUAUGACAGUGGUCAAGCAUGAUGACCGCAAAGCUUACUGGAAGCAAGGAUCUAGCCGCUUUACGAUGACAAUAGAUUUCAGCAAAUAUAUGCCAUUCAAAAGAUUCAACGAUAUCAUGAGAAUGCAUGUUUUUGAAGUUCCCAGCAAAGAAAACCAGCUAAUCGACCCACUUUAUCAAAUCCGAUCUACGAUUAGCGCUUUUAACUGCCAUAUGCCCAUGUGCAUCUCACCAGGGAAAUAUUUGGUGAUAGAUGAAUCAAUGAAUCAAUGGCUUGGUAUAGGGAUGCCAAAUUUAAAGAAGGCCCCUCGUAAGCCUCAUCCUAUCUGCCAAGAGUUUAAAACACUAGCUGAUUGCCAUACGAGUUGCAUCCUCAGAAUGGACACAGUCAGCGACCCAGUGUCCAAGGAGUUUGGCGACGAGCCUGGCAUGAAGAAAUUGACUGCGACCGUUAAGCGUUUGGUACAGCCCUGGUUUGGUAGUAGAAGAACAGUAAUUGCUGACUCUUGGUUUGGAUCUCCCGAUAUGGUCAUAAUGCUUUUCAACCUUGGCUUAUUCUCCAUCAUGCAAGUGUGUAAGCGCCAUUACUGGCCUCGUGGAAUGCCUCAGACUGAUAUUGUGGAAAAGGUGGAAGAAGCUUAUGGUAGCUGCUAUACCAUGAACAAAUGUCUGGUUAAUGGCGGUAGUCUAUUUACUUGUGCCUAUCGCGAUCAAAAAAUCAAAGCGUUUAUUUCAUCAUGUAGCACGACAAUCCCUACAGGUGAGAAGGUGUUCGAAGGACCUCGCGGUAGAAGAAUUACUAUUCAAAGGCCCGAGGUUGCAGAGGAAUACGAGACACACAAAAGUAAGUAG